GCGGCGGUGCCGCCAUGUUGUCCCCUCGGGGUCACCUUAGGCGUCGCCCGGUCCCUUUCUGGGGUUUUCCUUCCGCGCACCCUGGGGGCCACCCCUGUCCGGUGUCACGUGAUUGCCCUGUGUGGCCCCAGCCUGGGCCUUGGGGGUCCCUUUCCGGCCCGAGGGCGGGCCACCGGACCCCUGGGUCUCGGUCUGGCCUCCAAGGUCAGCGCUCGCCUGUCUGUUCCCAGGAAGGGACAGACAGAGCCGGGGAGCGCGGAGCUGAGGGGCGCGACUACCACGUCUUCGGCCCGGGGCCCACGGCAGGGGUCCCGGGUUCUGAGAGUCCUGCCACUCCGUCCCCGCCACUUAAAUCGCAUUUUUUAAAUCAGAAGGGGCGUGGGGGAGAGGGGAGAGAGGAGAGAGGGGUCUUCCCCACACAUACAGGCACCCGCUUUGGUGUCUGAGGUGAUGAGGUAAUAGGUUGACGCUCUGCCUUGAGUCGCGGGUGCUUCUCACUCCCUCGUAACUUUUCAGGUCUGGACACCCGUUCCCUUUUCUCCAGUGUAUAUGGGGAGUGGCCCUCAAGGGCAGCUGAAGGAACGGAAUGCCUGGCACACCCGUGGCCUAGAAAGAAGAAUGGGGGCUGGGGAACAGUUGUUUUUUCCUUCCCCCUUCCCCCGUCCCAACCUUCUGUAAAUUCCUUCCAGGCCUCCGUGUUCCUUUUCAAUGCUAAAUGUUGGGACAGCCUGGGGUCUGUCCUGGGGAGGAAAUGAUCUUUCUGUUUAUAGGUUCGGAUCGUGUUUUAUCCCUUUCAGGGAACUGGUGUGUUGGGAACAGCUUCUGUUUGCCCUGCCUGACACGGUCCAACCAUCCCCUCAGCCUUCUGGACGGCAACACCAAAGCCAGGACCAAAAAAAAAAAAAAAAAAAAAGUUCCAGCUUAAGUGCUAAUGCCAAGUGUUAGAUCUUGUCUAUGUGUUUGUUUCAAACCAGACAGACUAAUUAAUGUCAAACAAAUCUGUUACCAGAUUCAGAGGCCUGGUCAGUUUCCAGUGACCAGAUCAAUUCCAUAGCUGAAAUUGGUCUUGUUAGAAUUGCUGCCAGAAACAGCUUAACCUUUUAUCUGUAACGUGUUGUUUCAGAGAGGAAUCUGGAAGUCUGGGUUUGGCUGUCUUUUUUGUUGUUCUCUUAUCUUCGAAACAUAUGCAUUCCAUCUCAAGCCUGUCACUGUGUGCUAUAUACCAAGGAUCAUGCGUUGCCUGCCUCUUUGACUUCCUGUUCUGGGAAUGCUCAGGAAUCGGGAUCCUGCCGGGGUACGGGCCCUGUGGGAGGGAGAAGGGGCGGAAGGGAGGGCGAACCAGAUCCUUCUCAGAGAAGGUGGUGACCUGUCUCUGGGGCAAAUAGAGGAAGUCAGAGGUCACCAGGGAAAAAGAGCGUGUUGCUAAACCAAUGUUUUGUGUGGUGUGUGCACGCUUGUGCGCAUUUAAAUCUCGGGGGGUAAAACUAACUGCAAAUUCAGAAUUUCACUUUAGGAUGCUGGCUCCUGAGUAGACACAGUUUGAAAAUAGGGGAUCUAGCACAUGGCUCUCAGCAAACCUGCUCCCUCAUCCAACCCAGGUGUAAUGAGCUGUGGCUGUCCUGCAUGAAGCUUGGGAAACUCUCCGCCCCCUCAGUCACAACCCAGAUGCUCCACGGAUAGAGAUGACACUGUCACAUAGCACCCCACACCUCUGAAAGCCACGGUACCCAAACCCUCCUGGAGCUUAACCUGACUGGUUAGGCUGAGACACUAACAUCUUCUUGGGGUAUUAGUGCCAAGGAUCGUGCCCGUUGGUGUCCUGCAAAGCCAUUCCAAUCCCCUCACAACUCAUCUGCUGUAUCCUUGGUCUCACGGGGGCAAAGCCUUGUGGUGGUGGCAGAAACAGUUUAGGAAGAAGGGAGGCCUGUGGACUAAGGGUCUUGCAAUGAAACUCUAGUGAUUUUCAACUUCUACCGUUGCUCUCUAUCAGAAUAAAAUGUUUUCAUGGUAUUGCUUCUGGAAAAAUUUUUGUAAACAAGGUGUGUCUGGACCAGACUUCUAGGCACCACACAGGAAUAGAAAGUGAACGCAUUCCCUCUGUCUUCUCCAGUGGGUUGUGUUUGCUGCCAGAACAUGAGGGUUUGGGGGAUGAGGGGUGAAAGUGGAAGAGUAGACAUUGCACACUCAAGCCUACCCAUGUGGAUGCAGGCCACCAGGACAGCCCUUGCCUGGAAGUCUGUCAUCUCACCAUGCCACACGGAUGGACGGAUGGAGCAGCCCCACAGGUGGGCUUUGCCAAGAUUAUCUAGAAAGCCCCCGGGCUGCCAGCAGCCUCCUGGCUCUUAAAGGGGGCAUAGGAGGCUAAGGGGAGAAUGCUGUGUCCAGAGCAGCCAGACCCUUGCAUGCCUGUCUACCUGAACCUGGCUGCCUUAUAACUGGGCUGAGGUUAGAGCAUCUGGGACAGUGGGGCUGUGGGCACACCCCUCGAAGGCUCUGAGGGGAGGCAGCCUUCAUUGAAAACACAUGGGGAAAUGUUCAUGGUUCUGUGGGUUUAGUGUGGAAGACCACAGAAACUCCCAGUCGAGGCCUACCAAGGUACAGCUUCGGAAGGGAGGUGUGGGCAUUGCCUGCUGAUGAGUCACCCCGGGGCAAGAGGAGACCUGUCUCACCUUCAGGCUAUAGUACAAGCAGGAGCCACCCAGCCUAAGGAAGAUGGAGUCUCUCAUUAUACAUCCCUACCCCAAUCCUGAUGAGUCCUGAUUGGCACUUUGGUGACAGAAUGUUUCUAGAAUCCUGGAGUUCACUGGGAUCUUAGCAGCCCUUUUACAGAGGGGAGCUAAAGGUGAGGGGUAGGAGGUAACCUGGCCAGCUUCCCUGGGCUGAUUGAUGAUAAAGCCCAAUACCGGAACUGAGGUCUGCCCCCUCCACCCACGUAAUUCUCUGAUGCUGUACUGAAGUUAUAGAUGCCUCUAGAGGUGCUUGCAGUGGGUUUAGAAACAAGGGGGUGCUCAGAAGAGGGGAAACAUUAUCUGGCUCAGGGUGGGCAAGGUGCUUUGUGCCCCAGAAGUGUUUGUGACAACUGUGACUAAGGGAUUUGAGGAAGUGGCAGGGAGAGAGAGAUUUAUGGCCCUCCAGAUUCUCCCUUGGUGUUGACCCAGGAACAGGUGUAUAGUGACAGGGACACAUGAAGCCAGAGACAAGGCUGAACAGGCGGCAGGGCCAUUUGGUGAGGCAGUCAGCUGACCAUGUGAAAGGAGUCCUGAGUCACUCAGGAGUGAAAGAGGGGAGAAAGAAGUGAGGAGCCAGCCAGCCCACCCACCCUGACAUGACAGGGGAGAGCCCAGGGCCAGGGACUGGAUCCCUGCUGCCUUGGUGAUCCCGGGCUGACAGCCAGAGAGCACAGCGGCUCAGCUCCUGGAGAGUGAGGGUUGAAGAAAGCGGAGGGCAGCUGCCUGCGCCCGCUGGCUCCCAUUGGGUCGGUUCCUGCAGCGGUGCCCAGUGGCCUUGGUGAAGGCCCUGCCCGGCAGAGAUCAUGUAUUGCCUCCAGUGGCUGCUGCCCGUCCUCCUCAUCCCCAAGCCCCUCAACCCCGCCCUGUGGUUCAGCCACUCCAUGUUCAUGGGCUUCUACCUGCUCAGCUUCCUUCUGGAGCGGAAGCCUUGCACGAUUUGUGCCUUGGUUUUCCUGGCAGCCCUGUUCCUCAUCUGCUAUAGCUGCUGGGGAAACUGUUUCCUGUACCACUGCUCUGAUUCCCCGCUUCCGGAAUCGGCGCACGACCCUGGCGUUGUGGGCACCUAACAGCCUGCCCUGUUAGCUUUCCAAGGAAGCAGAAGAUGGGAGGGGAGGCAUUGACAUAGGUCAUAAAGCAUUGGAGUUUCAAAUCCCGCAGCCCCGCGGGUGCCACAUUCCUGACGGCGCCUUUUUUGGCCUGUGAUGUUUUAUCCUUAUAAUGUGAAUAAUGGCACUGACCGGUGCUUUUAUUGUAGAGUCCUAUAGUCGUGGGUGGUCUUGUGAUUGUGUGUGUUCUGUCCCCAUCUCGGUUCCUCCCCUCGCUCCCCAAGGCUGGCAGGAUGGUCACCCCCCUCGCCUCAUUCCUGCGAGGAGUCUGCACCCAUCCUGGUCAACCGUCCCGGCAUGACCUGGGCAGAUAAAAUGCCAGUCUCGUCACCUCUGUGACCCCUCCUUGUCAGGGUCUCUUCCCUUCCCAGAAUGUUACCAACCCCUCAGUCCCUCUCCUGGUUUCCCUUUAGUUCUCUUCCGCCCCUUUCCUUUUUGGGGGAGCACCUGUCCAAGACAGGGCUCAUUUUUGCACUUAUCUCGAAUUUAAAGAGAUUGCUGACGCCCGAGAGCCUCGCUUUUUCAUCCUUCUUUCCCCGGUCAGCAGGCUAGACAGAAACAUGUCUUGACUGUUUGUUGUCCACAGAUCUCCAGUAUUUUCUCCACUUCAUUUUUAAGAAAGCAGUAACAGAUGCUUGUUGCUCUUUCACCUGGGUUUCUGGGCUCAUGCUUACCAGCCCAGCCUCGCUUUCUUUGCCCUUCCUCCUGCCUUUCUCAACUGUCCCGAGGAGGGGGGGCCUCAUUGUGUCUCCUGUGCAUGCUCUGCAGGAUUGAGGUGUGGUGUGUCCACAUAGAUCUAGCAGUCCCCAGCUGAGUGAAUGGAAGAGUACUUGUGUGUUUCUUCAUAACAGCCAUGAUCCCCUUGAUAGGUGUUUGAAUAUAUUUUGGUGUGCCGUGAGUGUGUGUGUGUGUAUGUGUGUGUGUGCGUGUACAAAUACAUGUGUAUAUUCCUUUUAAAGAAGCUUUAUCGAACGUGUUCUGAUUUUGAGGUUUAGCAAUAGCUAGCUAUAGUAGGUGCCGCUGCAGUUUUUAUUUAGCAUGGGGAUUGCAGGGUGACCGGCACGCUGGACUCCGAGGUGGUUCAGACAAGACAGAGAGGAGCAGUGGCCAUCAUCCUCGUGCCAGGAGCUCCUUCAGUCCUGCGCAUAUAGACUGUACAUUACGAAGAAUACACAGGAAGACUUUGUGACUGUCACUUGCUUUUUGCUUUUUCUGCGCUUCAGUAACAAGUGUUGGCAAACGAGACUUUCUCCUGGCCCCCGCCCACCGGGGACUAGCAUGGUUGUCCGUCCAGUCUAAAUCAUCCAUCCUUCUCUUGCCUGAGUGGGAAGGGCGGUGGGCCAGGCAGAGGACAGAACUGGAGGCAGUCCAUCUAGGGAAUGGGACCGUGAGGCCACACUUGUGGAACAUUUGGACUGCCAUUCUGGAGCUUUUAUUUCUGGUGUGUUCGUUGCACAGCUGUUUGAAAUGUUUAAUAAAGCUUUAUAAACUUUA
Lynx canadensis (Canada lynx) is the source of this 5329-nucleotide messenger RNA. It is a transcript of the gene BLCAP, whose product is annotated as BLCAP apoptosis inducing factor. The coding region runs from base 3533 to 3796 and encodes 87 amino acids. Lineage: Eukaryota; Metazoa; Chordata; Mammalia; Carnivora; Felidae. The record is from RefSeq and is a predicted model, not a curated record. The transcript is spliced from 2 exons.